AUGGCCUUCUCGACCAGUCAGGAGAAGAAAGUCCAAGCGGAACUCAAACAGCUGCGCGACACUCCUGUCGCUACACCGUCGGAGACCACUCUUUCUCUCCUCACCGACUAUCUUCUCGGCCCACCCCAGAAACAGGCGGAGGAUACUCCGAAACAACAUUUCGAGCACUGGUUUUGCUCUCGUGCAAACGAUAUCGUGGUCGAGACCGCCAAGUUCCUAGUCCGUCUGCAUGCUUACAACAGUGUGAGGGUGAAGACGUGGAGGAAGGAGUUUACCACAUGUAUGUCGCGGUGCUGCGAAUGUGUGAGGGCAUUCCAGGAGUCAAAAAGUUUGACGAGGCAGACAUAUUUUGGUGCUUUCUCUGACGACAUACUAAAGGGAUUCUACACCAGUUUUGACAAUUGGGAGCUGGAGAUGGUCCUUUCUAGUCUCUCCGCGGCGAAUUUGUCUCCUGAAUCUAUGUCCGACGCUGGCCAUACAUUGUCAAAGGCACCUCCGCCUGUCGUAUACCACAUAUUCUACAACCUGCACAUAUUGCAUGAUUCGCGUAUCAUUCGCAUCAUUCAGUCUUGCCCUCCAAAACAACCCAUAACCGCUUGGCCUUCUGACUAUCCACCCCCGGGAUUAUUCUUUGCGCUUUCACAUAAGCAAGAGGACGUUCGUGGAUGGGCUCGCGGUCAACUUAAUUUACAUACCACCAUGCCUAUGCUCCAAAAGACGUUUUCACCCGUAUACUGCAAUGUCCUCAAAGCUGUCACCAACCUGAUAUCUACGCCAACUGACGCGAAUACCAGUAAGGCGAAUACAUUUCCGCUCACGCAAGAUGUGUCAACCUUGUGGUCGAGCUAUGCGUCGACUCUUCGUUUUGUUCCCGAAGACUUCCUGCACAAAGCAGGUAGCGCCAACGUAGAUAUACGCCAUCUUGUUAUCAGUCACCUGCAUGAUACAGCCAAUCAUUUUGCCGAGGUCUUGAAAAGCUUUCUCUUGAUUCUAAAUAGAAUUGGAUCAACGGUAUGGGAAGGCGAGGGUCCUGAGUAUCCUCAAGUCGUGUUCAAUUCCAUCAAGGACAAUCCUCGUUAUCUCGAUGCAUUACAAGGCCUUAGCGCCGUGCGGAGGGACAACUGGAUGCUCAGCUGGAUGGAGACGUACGUCAAGAGUAUUGGAGGAACCCCUGCCUUCAGGGACACCCUCCCAGUUGUCAUGCAUUUUCUCUGCGAGGAAUUGCAGCACGAACGGUUUGCAGAGUUGCGCCCAGCUGCUAUUUCCAUGGCCGCUAGACUGCUCCUCGCGGUGUUCCAUCAAGCAGAGAAAGAAGUCUCCACAUACCAGCACAGUCUUGUUUGGGAAGCCAUGGCUGUCCACGCUAGCAUGUUCAUUUCCAUUGCCUUCGGUCGCGCAUAUACGGAUGAGAAAUGGACGGAGGCUCGAGCUCAUAUGCGGAAGCUCAUCCGUCACUCCCUUGCAAAUGAUAUAAGAGAUAUGUUGACCACCAUUUCAAUUCUCUCUGGCUCGAUACCAUGGCCGGAACAACCGCUAUCUCUCACAAUCCGCGAGGAGAUUUGGAGGAGGAUCUAUAGCAGCAUACAGCCUGGUGACUCGGGCGCGAUUUCUCUAGUGGUGACGAUCUUGGCCGCGGUUGCCCAUGUCGAUGAACUGAAGGAGGCGGCAUUCGUCGAUCGCAUAGCAAGCUCGAAGCAAGACGUCGCUUACAAGAACCUGCUUGGUAGCGUCAACCGUGCACUUGGGACCGUCCGCGAUGGUUUCGGUGAUGCAGUAACGCGGUAUCUUGAUUUAAGUGCGCCAUCCGUCGUCGCCGAGCUCUUCCGUCGGCCAGACGUUGCCAAGAGUGUCAUGAUUCUCAUGCUAUCGCCGGUCGAAACCCUGCAGGAGACUGCCCAAGCUCUCGCCGGGACCGCAUUCGAUGUCGAAGUUCGUAUGGAUUGCUUCCGUGCACUAAUAGAGCGGUUCCCAGAGCCUGCACUAGCGGGUGUCUUCAGCUUUCUAGACACGUACACCCAUUUUGCGCAGAUGAUUCCAGAGGCAUGCAGUCUCUCGAAGGCGUUAGCUCGUUGCUUGACAGACAUCAUCGAUGUUCUCUGCUCAAGUCCAGAUGGUUUUCUGCUCAACCAGCCAUUCCUGAAGGAUGGGCCUGGUGCAGCCAUUCCUGCGCAAUUACCCCGGUGGUGGUACCUUAUGACGAAGGCUCUCUCCGUCAUCUUCCUCAAGACGCCAAAGUGGGCUCUAUACUUCGACAAUGCAGAGAUGGUCCUGUGGAUGCGUGACGCCUUAAUGUUUGGUCGAGACAUGCUGGCGCAAAGGAGGGUCAUUGAGUCUGCUGCAUUGGCAGAUUCGCGGCAGUCACAAGAUGGGACAGAGCGCAAGCUGUCACGGGUGGGGAAGAAGAUGGUCGAUGACUUGCAGCCAGUAUUGUUCGAGGCGACGCGAUGGCUACGUCUAACAGAUGAAGAGCUUCUCCACCAGUCUUUCUCCCUUCUCGAGUCUCUUUUGUCGUGUUUCAAAGAUAACCAGGUCCGCCCAAGGCCAGAGUCUCUGCAGAAGUUGCAGAAGCACAUCGACGAUGCUCGGAAGGGUGACCCUUCUCGACCCCAGACGAGGCUUGAUGCCCCUCGGUUGUCGCGCUUGCAGGACGCUGUCAGUGCCUUUGAUGAAGACGACGAGAUCCAGAUAAUCUCUCACCGACUCCCGGAAAAGGCCAAGGACAAGUCCAGCAAGCGCAAAGCGAAUGAUACCAAGAUUAGGCCGCUUGCGGGCCCCAGUUCUACCCGGAAAGUAUCCGUUGUCGAUCAACUCAAGGCGUCUGCGAAAACCAAACCAUCAACCAAGGCGCACAUCGCGAAAUAUCUCACGGCCGAAGAAGAGAUGAAGCUCGAAGCAGAUGUACCGCAACCUCGUUUCAGUAGAGCUGCGAAGCCUGCGCCAGCCGCGUUGUUGCGCGGAGAUCGCCCGGAAGCUGUGAAGAAGGAAGAGAGCGCAUCUCUCAAGUCUGCAUCUUCUGCGGCAGCAUCGAGCAGCGAAAGUGACUCUAGCGACGAAGAAGAAGAGAAGGCUGGUUUGGCGUCGCUGUCAAAAAUGCAGCGAACUCCCGUUAUCAAGAAACCUGCCGGACGUCGACAAGUAAUGCGACUUGAUGUACCCACGACCAUCCGUAACCCAGCUAUCGAGCGGAUGAACAAGCGCGAAGAUGCUCGCAGGACUCAAUUACGGCUCAAGCCAGACAUUUCCGGUCUUCAUCGGAUGUUAUUGACGUGGGAUUAUGACUAUAGCGGCCCCAGCCCUCCUGGUGAUUCUAUCAGAUUAAUGGCCGUCCCUGACAGGUUCAAAGAUGUUCAGCAUUUUCGAAGUGUUUUUGAACCUAUGUUGUUAUUAGAAUGUUGGGCGCAACUCGUCGAGUCUAAGGAAGUAGCUCUGGAGACUUACGAUUGCCGGAUCGCAAGUCGCCAAUUCGUCGAUGACUGGAUCGAAUUGGACAUCUCGAUUUCUGAAUCCGUAAAGAAAGACUGGAAUCUUUCCGAUGCCGACGUCGUCGUUCUACGACAUCCGUCGUCCAGAAAAUGCAUCCUAGGGAAGACCCAGAGCUACCGCGCCACUCCCUUCGGUAUCCAGGCUCUGAUUCGAUGUGUUGCUCGCAACGAUCCUGGUCUACAGGCGAACUCAAUCUGGAGAUUGAGCAAGGUCGUCAGUCUGACGACCCUACACCGAGAGUAUGCUGCGUUGAUGGCGUUGCCUUACUAUGAUAUGCUCGAUAGCAUCCUGCAAGCACGACUAACAAGGCCAGGGGACAUCGCAAUGCCUGAAGUUCAGAGAACGAUGAGCACUUACAAUGUCAAUGAACCACAAGCUAGAGCUGUCUUAUAUUCACUCAAAGCAGAUGGGUUUGCCCUCGUCCAAGGCCCUCCGGGAACGGGGAAAACAUCCACCAUUUGCGGCCUGGUUCACGCCUUUUUGUCAAAUCGUCCCAAGCCCGUCACCACCAUCCAUGCUGGGAGAACUACAGGUCCUGCAGAUAGGGCGCCUGUGAAGAAGGUCCUCCUCUGUGCUCCGAGCAAUGCUGCCAUUGACGAGAUCGCCCACCGUCUCAAAGAGGGUAUUUCUGGAGCGGGACGGCGCAUGGUGUCUCCCAAAGUCGUCCGCAUUGGCAACGUCAACAGCAUGAAUGUUAGUGUCAGGGACAUAUCAUUGGAGCAACUCAUCGAGCAGAAACUCAAUGCGGAUCCGGCUUUGGGCAGUUCUACCAAGGACUCCGGCAGCGAGAUCGUACGUCUCAGAGCUGAGAUCGAAUCCGUCAAGAAGCUUCGGCAGCAAAAAAUUGAGGAGAUCACGAACGUCCACGACAACACGGCUAGAACUAUCGCGCUGGAAGAGGACAUUAAGAGGCUGAACAAGCAGAGAGUUAUGUUGACCCACCAGUUCGACAAGUUGAAGGAUCAACAGAAAUCGGACUCACGCACUAUGGAUGCAACACGUCGCAAGUUCCGAACAGAAGUGCUCAUGGAAGCCGACGUCAUCUGCAGUACAUUAUCUGGCGCUGCGUAUGAAUACCUCGAACAGUUCGACUUCGAGUUGAUCAUAAUCGACGAGGCCGCCCAGGCGAUAGAGUUAAGCUCAUUAAUCCCGUUGAAGUACCGCUGCGGUCGCUGUGUCUUGGUUGGAGAUCCACAACAGCUGCCUCCCACUGUCAAGUCUCAGGAGGCAUGCAACUUCGGCUACAAUCAAUCACUCUUCGUACGGUUACAACGUCAGUGCCCGGACGCUGUCCACCUUCUUAGCAUCCAAUAUCGUAUGCACCCAGACAUCAGUCAAGUGCCAAGCCGCUUAUUUUACGGCGGACGACUGGAAGAUGGACCUGGUAUGGUCGAUAAGACCGCAAGACCGUGGCAUUCUCAGGAGAAGUUGGGCACAUACCGUUUCUUCAACGUCAACAAUGGUGUAGAAGAGAUCGGAGGCGGUAACAGCCAUUCGUACGUGAAUCGUGCUGAAUGUCAAAUAGCUGUCGCCCUGUACAACCGGCUGCGUCGCGAGUUUACGACAUUUGACUUUGACUUCAAGGUUGGCGUCAUUUCCAUGUAUCGGGGACAAAUUUUCGAGAUGCGGCGAGCAUUCGAGAAAAUGUUCGGUCAAACCAUCUCGGGUACCGUGGACUUCAACACUGUUGAUGGUUUCCAGGGUCAGGAGAAAGAUGUCAUCAUCUUGUCAUGCGUAAGAGCUGGUCCAGGUGUCCAAAGCGUCGGAUUCUUGAAGGAUAUAAGGCGGAUGAAUGUAGCUCUCACACGCGCAAAGUCAUCUCUGUUUGUGCUUGGGCAUGCGCCUACACUAGAGCGGAGUGACGAUACAUGGCGAACGAUUGUGUCUGACGCUAGGACGAGAAGCUGCUUAUUUGAUGUGGAUGUCAGCUAUUUUACAACGCCGGCCAGCAGAGCUACAGUUGCCGCACCCGCCAAACAGUCCAAGCCUCAAUCCAAGCAAAUGAAGCCCAACUCCAGUAAACAGGCAUCCUCGAGCGCUCCACAAGUUCCACAGGGCUUGGCAACUCCUCGCGAGCUGAAAGUCAAGGUGGAGCAAUCGAAUGCCUCUUCGCCCGGGGACGCCAGAGUAGGCCAAAAAAGGCCUGCGCCUGUCGAAGAGAGCUCCGAGCCAAUGCCCUCUCGAGGCCCCGACCCACAAAAUGACCAAGUAAAGCCAAAACCGCCGCCUAAAAAGCGUCCAAAAGGAGGCCCCAGCCUUUUCAUUCCCAAAAAUAAAGUGUGUGCAUGUGCACGAGUUCAAGAUUUCUCUAACUCGAUUCAUUAA
Molecule: messenger RNA, 5808 nt
Organism: Postia placenta MAD-698-R-SB12
Lineage: Eukaryota; Fungi; Basidiomycota; Agaricomycetes; Polyporales; Adustoporiaceae
Exons: 12
Coding region: 1-5808 (1935 amino acids)
Biological process (GO): termination of RNA polymerase II transcription
Cellular component (GO): nuclear body
Molecular function (GO): helicase activity; transcription termination site sequence-specific DNA binding
Source: RefSeq, a predicted model, not a curated record